AUGGCCUCGCCAGUCAGGCCUCGUGCAGAGGCUGCCUUCACAUCCCCAACCGCGAAUUCCGCUUCGAUAGGCUAUCCCUUCCCUGACGUAUCGCAGAGGCAGCAUUUGGCCGGGGGAAUGUUGCGUCGGGGUUCAACAACAAGCUCAAUCACAAGUAUAGGAGGAGCCUUGGACACGGGGUCGAUCAACCACCCUACUAUCGCUGAAACGAGCCAGAAUGCCAUCUCAACACUUCUUCAACAUCCUAUCACGCGCACUGGCCUAUCUGCAAGCACUGCUGUACCUUCGAACGGAUACAAAGCCCCGACGCCUCGAGACAUUCCUCCUGUUACGUUAACGAACAUCCCUCAUGUUGAGGCCAAAGUAUUUCAUCCAUACUUAUCGCAAGUGGGAUCGAUAUACGAGGCUUUCCAGCGAGCAAAAAUUGAGGGCGAAAAUGAGGCCUCGCUGUUUCAGCGAGAUAAGAAGGAGAACAGAAACGAGGAGUGGGAGGCAAUUCUGGCCAAGCGGUUACAAAAGUCUGGUCACUCUCGUGCAGGAUCUAUGAGUUCUACAACGUCGACACCCCUUGAAGUGCCACAGCCAAAGCGGCGACAUAGUGGACAGCGGCGGCAGGCGGUGACACCACUGUCAACUAUUCCGACAGUAUAUUCCGAGGAGGACUUUCACCUGGAAAACCCAAGAACGUUCGACAUUGUGUCAGAACACUCUGAAAUCGUCCGAGAUCCCAACGAAGCGCCGAGUGGGAGGAAAUCCUUAGCUACGAAUGCGAUACUUCAGGAGAAGUUAUCCUGGUAUAUGGACACCGUAGAAGUCCACCUGGUCAAUUCGAUAUCCACGGCCUCGAAGUCUUUCUUUUCGGCUCUAGGAUCUCUAAGAGAACUACACAAUGUUGCUGCAGAUUCAGUAGGGCGGAUACAGAAGCUGAGAAAGGAGCUGGCAAAGCUCGAUAAGGAGAUGGCACUAGAUGGUCUCAAGGUGGUCAACCUCAAGCAGCGCCGGGAUAAUGUUCGUCAGCUCGCACAGACGAUCAUGCAGCUGGAAGACAUCGUCGUGUCAGUUCAAAACGCGGAAGACAAGGUAGAAAAAGGUGAAAUUGAUGAGGCUUUGGAUGAGCUUGAUAACACCGAGUUGCUUAUGGCUGGGAAGGAAGCCACUGUGUCAACAACGGAAGAAACCUUGCGAUAUAAGCCCCGUGAUCUACGGCGAAUUAGAGCUUUAGAAGGCGCUUCGGAUGAUCUAACUCAGCUGAGACUUCGUGCUGGACGUGGUUACGAGACGAGAUUCCAUGGUAGACUCCUGGGCGACAUCAGGCGGCAUGUCGACAACACCGAAACACUCGCUACACUUCAGCGAUGGGGUUCAGCAUACACAAGGCCAAAGCCUGGGCAGAAAAGAGUGCCUUCUUCAUUCCCAGGAUACAUGAAUAUCGGAUCGGAAUUGCGAUCCGAACUCGAAGCCGAAAUGAGAGGAUUGUCUAGAGCUAGGUACACGACGCAAGCAGCUACUACAUUCCGAGCUAUCGUUCUCAGAGAGAUGAAGAGUAUGAUCAGAAAGCAAAUGCCAAGCUCUAGCGAUGAUGAUAAUGUUUCGACGGUGUCAGCAUCAACUAUGGGAGGGAGGACGAGGAGUCAGCAAGAGAAGUCUUCAAUCCUGGCUCGUAACUUGCGAGCCCUCGAUGCUGAAGAUUGGUAUAAAAUGUUGGCUAGCAUCUAUACAAACAUCAGCGAGGGCCUUCGCAGGCUCAGUGUACAGGUGAAAAUUCUGCUGGACAUAACCAGCAACUUACCUGAGCAUAUGCUCAAGUCUCCUCCUACGAGCCCUGAUCCCGCGACUGUCGACCGAGUACGGAGCCCCGGCCGGCCAAGGGCAACAAGUUCUGUCCAGGCAGAGAUGCAGCAAGUCCUUGACUUGUCGAGCUUACUAGGCGAGGGGGUGGACCUCGUUCAGACGCAAAUCACCAAAGUCAUUAAGGUACGAGCUCAGCAAAAUGCCGAAUUGCCUCUGAACGAUUUCUUGAGAUAUUUCACUCUAAAUCGACUGUUUGCCGACGAAUGUGAAGCUAUCUCAGGCCGCACUGGUACCGCGCUGAAGACCGUCAUCGAUUCCCAAAUCAAAGACUUUGUGAAUCGAUUUGGUGAGUCACAGAAACAUGAUGUUAUCAAGGUCAUGGACAGCGACAAAUGGGAUGCCAAAGAUUUUGGCGAUCGGGAGAACGAAAUACUCAGUCACAUACUUGAAGCCAGUACGAGCGAUGCCGUAUCAUGGGUCGAGAGCACCAUGAUCUGGCAACCUGCUGCAAACGGGAUGAAAGACAGCAACGGAAGUGCCACUAAUGGAUCUACAGGUGCAACGGCAAAGGUACGAAGUGCUGUUGUGGACGAGCAGAAGUAUAUCCUCCCUGAAUCGGCACUGGCCAUGCUCCAAUCCAUGGAAUCGUUUCAACACUUGGCUGCUAGCAUCCCGAGCAUGAGUCAAGAAGUGGCGACGUCACUGCUCGACACUCUCAAGUUUUUCAACUCUCGUAGCUCGCAACUGAUCCUUGGAGCUGGGGCAACUCGGAGCGCAGGGCUCAAGAAUAUCACAACGAAGCAUUUGGCACUCUCCUCACAAGCACUCAGUUUCAUUGUCGCUUUAAUACCUUAUGUGAGAGAGUUCUUCCGACGUCAUGUUCCUUCUUCGACGACGGGACAAAUCAUGACCGAAUUUGACAAGGUCAAGCGGCUUUUCCAGGAGCACCAGAGUGGUAUCCAUGAAAAAUUGGUCGAUAUCAUGUCGGGGCGGGCAGCGAUGCAUGUCAAGUCAAUGAAGACCAUCGACUGGGAGGAAGCAGCGAAAAACAAGGCCACACCUGUCUCUCCAUAUAUGGAGACUCUGGCGAAAGAGACCGGUACCUUACAAAAAGUCCUGGCGAAGCAUCUACCUGAGCCUGUCGUUGCGGCCAUUAUGGUUCCCGUCUUUGCCAGCUAUCGGGAGCAAUGGACAAAUGCGUAUCAAGAGGUAGUACUCAAAUCUGUGGCCGCAAAAGAGAGAUUAGUUGCGGACGCGGAAUUCUUCCACUCACGACUAAGCAAAAUUGACGGAUCAGGCGAUUUGGGCGAGCACAUUGUCAAGGUGGUGAGAGCAAAAGAGCUAGCUAACAAUAUCUCUACGACCCCUACAGGGCCAGCCGCGAAGCAAGGCGACAAGGUCGAAGCACCUCAGGAGAAAAAGGCGUCCAUGGAAGCCAAAGACAAUGUAGAAAAGGAGGAGACGUAG
This is a messenger RNA of Exophiala spinifera, 3258 nucleotides long. RefSeq lists its product as uncharacterized. The record is from RefSeq and is a predicted model, not a curated record. Gene Ontology annotation, biological process: Golgi to vacuole transport; retrograde transport, endosome to Golgi. Lineage: Eukaryota; Fungi; Ascomycota; Eurotiomycetes; Chaetothyriales; Herpotrichiellaceae. Gene Ontology annotation, molecular function: syntaxin binding. The transcript has 2 exons. Gene Ontology annotation, cellular component: GARP complex. Bases 1 to 3258 code for a protein of 1085 amino acids.